AUGGCCGCACGGUGUGCGUUUGGCAGUAGAAAUGCCCCUCCGGGACACAGCAGGAAUCGCAUACUGGCAGUCCUGUGCGCUCUCGCCCUCACCCUGCUGCUGUUCGGCGUAACGGCAGUCGAUGGCAAGCGUGCGUUUGCGAUCCGGAUGCGCAGCAAGAGCAACCACAACACGGGCAGCGCGCUGGGGCGCAAUUCGCGCAAGAACUAUCACCACAUGCACCAGGAAGGUGUCGGUGGGAUGGUGCGAAACCCACCCGUACCGGACAUACAGCCGCCCAGACCGAUCGGUUGGAGCGUGGACGGUCACACGAACAGUCAUCCGAUAGGGCCACCGCCGGCCUAUCCGGGACUGGGGCAUCACGUCGUCCCCGGCGGUGGUGCACCGCCCGCUUACUCUCACUCCAAGAUCAAUCCGCCGAGCUACGCGGAAGCGGUAGGACAUCAGCAUGCGUACGCAGCGGCCGCACCACUCGUCGGACCGCGGCACUACGAUUACAACCACAACAGUGCACUGUACGGGGAUUCGAAUGCGAUCGGGUCCAGCUAUGGGUCGAGCUACGGGUACCAUCAUCGCGGGUCGAGUCCGUUCAGCAUGGGCAGCAUUCUGACCGGGGCCGCCCUCUGGCAUGUGGCGCACGGUGUUGGGCACCAUCACCAUCACGGCCAUCACCAUGGUGAGCAUGGCAUCAACUCGGAGGAGCAGCAUUUCUACCACCACAACCAUCCGGCCCAUCACGGGGCGGGCGAAACGAGCACGUUGCCGCCGGAAGUCGAGAAUCCGCACAUCCAGGUGAACGCCAACUUUGACUUUGGCCCGUCACCCAACCCGCAGGAGGUACUGCCCGCCCAGGGGGACAGCAGCAGUAGCAGCAGCAGUACGACCAGUGUGCCGAGUGAAACGUGA
Molecule: messenger RNA, 906 nt
Organism: Anopheles merus
Lineage: Eukaryota; Metazoa; Arthropoda; Insecta; Diptera; Culicidae
Product: cation channel sperm-associated protein 1-like
Exons: 1
Coding region: 1-906 (301 amino acids)
Source: RefSeq, a predicted model, not a curated record